This is a messenger RNA of Phanerochaete carnosa HHB-10118-sp, 413 nucleotides long. RefSeq lists its product as uncharacterized. Bases 53 to 361 code for a protein of 102 amino acids. Lineage: Eukaryota; Fungi; Basidiomycota; Agaricomycetes; Polyporales; Phanerochaetaceae. The record is from RefSeq and is a predicted model, not a curated record. The transcript has a single exon.
ACCUGCCGAGGCGAUCUAAUGCUUGCGUGCGUCGUCGCGUUGCAGAUACGCCAUGGCCAUGCCUGUUGUAGGCUCUGCUCGCACCCCCAUGGCAACCUUAUUUCAAGCCAAGUUCACCGUCAAUGAGCUUCUGCGCACUUUCAACGCCUCCCUCAACAGCAACAUUCUCUUCAGUUCCGAUAUCGCGAUGCUAACCUAUGGCAAGGAAGACGAUUUGACUGGUGAUGACACCUACACCGGCACGGCCGGUGCUACUCUCGAAGUCAACCUCGGUAAAGGGCCUAAGAUUACUGGGACGAUCGUACCCCCGUUCGACCCCCCUAUUCCAAUUAGCGGCGGUGGCACCUGGGCCUCGAGCUAAGAAGUGAGUUUUGAGUCUUUAAUUACUGACUUGGUGAACGUGCGCGCGAGAU